CGCACGAUUUUGGGGCAGCCCAUUUGGCUCCUGCGUCCCAGACAAGCAGCCAUGGGGACCGACGAGGGCUCCUUCGUGCCCUCGGCCACCUACCAUCUCAAAGGCGACGGCGACGACCUCGACCGCUUCGACCCGGACACGGCGGCCCGCGCGCUGCCGCAGCCCGAGCGGCGCGUCGCGCGCGUGCUCAACGGCAUCGUCGGCGACGCCUGGGCCAAGAUCGAGGAGCGCCACCCCGACGUCGUCGUGUCGCUGAGCGGCGCGCAGCAGAAGGGCCGCGAGCUCGAGACGGCGGCCGUGGCCACGGCCGUCGCGCGGCCAUCAUCAAACGUUACGGCGGCGCGCUGGGGCGGCGACGGGCCAGCUCCUGUGCUCAUCGUGGGGACGGCCGCGGGCCAGGUUUUGUUGUACGAGCCCGUGGCGACGACCGGCUACGUCCAGGACGCCGAGUCGCAGGCGACGCUCGUGCCCUUCGAGGCCCUCGACGCGGAAGACGCCGCCGAAAACGAAGAGGACGAGGAAACCGAGCCCGCCGGGCCGGCGCCGAUCGGCGCGGUGAGCGCCGUCAGCCAGCGCGAGCCGAACGCGCCGUGUCGGGUGGUCGUGGCCGCCGCCGACGACGCGCGCGUCGCCGUCGUCGAGGUCUACCCGUCGGACUGCGAGGAGGGCCCGCGGCUGCAGCUGCUCACGACGAUCGAGGCUCAAUCAACUGCGAGCGCGGUCGUCCUGUCCCGCGACGGCCGCUGGCUCGCCGUGGCCUCCGCCGAGAACAUUACGCUGCACCGCCUCCCCGAAGCUCGGAUGGAGGAGGAGCCGGCGGCCCUCGGGCAGAUAUCGGAGGAGGCGGCCCAGGAGGAGUUCGACGCGUCCGUGGCGGAGAUCGCCAAGGUCGCCUUCGUGCUGCCCGCGUCGGGCGCCGUGCCGACGCUGCACUGGGUCUUCGCCACCCCAAUGGAAGCGACGUCGCUGCUCGUCGUCAAACCCGACUCGCACGUCGUCGCGAAGUAUGGCCUGCGGGCGGACGCGGAAGACGGCGGCGCGCCGCCCCUCUACGCGGCCUGGCAGAUGGCGGCGAACGUGAGCGCGUCCUGCCUCCUGCAGGAUUCAGAUGGGACGAACUCGAUCCUCGCGCUCGGCCUCGCGAGCGGCACCGUGCUCCUGUGGGAUCUACAGAUAGACAUGUGCCGCGAGGUGCUCAAGCGCCACGAGAAGGCGGUGUCCGCGUUAGCGGUCCACCGCCACAAGUACCUCAUCGCGGGCGCGGCCGACGGCCGCGUCCACAUCUACGACCUGGCUGCGGGGCCCAAUCUAAGUCCGCAGUUGAUCGCGGUGCGCUCCGAUCUGACGGCUCCGGUGCAGGACCUGGCCUGCCUCCGCGACGCGGCGCUCGCCGUGGCGCGGGACGGCAAGGGUAUCCUAGCUCUGUACGACCUCGCGCGGAGCGCUUUAUUAGGACGACUGGCCCUGGGCUCGGGCGACCGCGACGACCGCGCGCCGGCGGCGGCCGCGAGCACGGGCGCUGACGCCGUCGUCGCGUCGUCUGAGACGAACGACGCAGUGCACGUCUGGGCGGCCCACGGCAUCGUGCUCCAGCUCUGCCCCGGCGUCAAUGCGGCCGCCGGACCUGAAUCGGAUCCGUUGACCAUCCUACGGCUCUUCGCGCGGCCCGACGAGCCGCUCCCGCCGCCGCUCACGCAGAACACCGUCGCGACGCGGACGUCCCUGCCGUCGCGGCCCGGAACCGGAUCCCGGCUCGGCACCGCCUCGACGAAGCGGUCCGUGACGGCGUCGACGCGGAAGGGGUCGCCGACGGCGUCACGGCGCGCGUCGAGGUCCUCGCGCCGGCCGAGCCGCGAAGGGGACCUCUUCGGCGAGCUCACGCAGCAGAACGUCGAAAUUGCCGAACGGGAAGAACCAGGCUUGCGUGGCUCGGCCUUCGUGGACCCGCUCGACCUCGCCGCGGACGCGAUCGCUGAGGCAGCUGAAGGGCGCGUCCGCCGCGAGGCGGCGCUCAUGCACUCGCUCGCGGCCAUGGCGAAGGCUCACGCGGCGGCGGAGUAAGUGUCUUCCUAG
Messenger RNA from Pelagomonas calceolata, 2073 nucleotides. NCBI's taxonomy places the organism in Eukaryota, Pelagophyceae, Pelagomonadales, Pelagomonadaceae. The record is from the annotation of a GenBank genome assembly.